AAAAACAUUCUAAACGGUGAACCAUAUGUUUAAAUUUAUCGUGAAUGGCUGCAAGUGCUGUAGUUAAGAGGAAGGGAAUAUUUACCGAAAACAAAAGUAAAUUUUUAUACGAAUAAAAUUCGAUAGACAGUGUUUUUAGAAGUCUUAGAAAUGGCACGUAAUGCUGAGAAAGCAAUGACGACAUUAGCGCGUUGGCGCGCAGCUAAGGAGGCCGAAUCUGGAGAAAAAGAUAGACGACCAUAUCUAGCUUCAGAGUGCACGAGUUUACCAAAAUGUGAAAAAUAUCGCCUAGAGAUCAUACGCGAAAUAUCUAAAAAGGUAGCGCAAAUACAAAAUGCCGGUUUGGGUGAAUUUCGAAUACGAGAUUUGAAUGAUGAAAUAAAUAAGUUACUGCGUGAAAAGCGGCAUUGGGAAAACCAAAUUUCUGCUUUAGGUGGACCUCAUUACCGGCGAUAUGGCCCAAAGAUGUUUGACGCAGAAGGACGUGAAGUUCCAGGAAAUCGCGGCUAUAAAUAUUUUGGUGCUGCAAAAGAUCUACCCGGAGUACGUGAACUAUUUGAACAAGAACCACCAGCACCACAACGAAAAACACGUGCUGAGCUGAUGAAAGAUAUAGAUGCAGAAUAUUAUGGUUAUAGAGAUGAUGACGACGGGACGUUAAUUCCGAUGGAGGAGCGCAUUGAACGUUUAGCCAUACAAAAUGCUCUACAAGAAUGGAAAGAAAAAAUGACCCGUGAUGGUCAUGUUGACGAAGAAGAAGAAGAGGAAAUAUAUGGUUCAUUAAAAACAUUCUCUGAUGAUAACGAUGAUGACGCUGAAACACGUAAAAUAGUAUCAAAUACAGAAGUUGGAAAUGAUCCUUUGGAAAUGUUAGCCCCGCGCUUCACCGCACAUGUACCCGUACCAACGCAAAAAGAUAUUGAGGAAGCACUUUUGAAGAAACGCAAACAAGAAUUGCUUGAAAAAUAUGUAGGCAGUGAAUAAAGUAGUUAUGGGUCAAAACUUAA
This is a messenger RNA of Bactrocera oleae (olive fruit fly), 1007 nucleotides long. RefSeq names its product pre-mRNA-splicing factor ISY1 homolog. NCBI's taxonomy places the organism in Eukaryota, Metazoa, Arthropoda, Insecta, Diptera, Tephritidae. Gene Ontology annotation, cellular component: catalytic step 2 spliceosome; post-spliceosomal complex; post-mRNA release spliceosomal complex. Gene Ontology annotation, biological process: generation of catalytic spliceosome for second transesterification step; mRNA 3'-splice site recognition. The record is from RefSeq and is a predicted model, not a curated record.